AGGAGGAAGGAGGCCGAGCUCAGACCCCAGGCCGGAGGAGAGGCAGCUCGCAGCACCACACGGACCCCGCGCCAGUGCACGAGCUGGGAGCUGCGGGCUGGGCGGCGGAGGCCAGCUCGCCUAGCUGUGCGCCGUGGCCCGGCUCCGCGUUCCCCGGUUUGCACGCCCCUCGCCGCUCCGCGCCUGGCUCGCCCGCAGAGGCUGAGCACGGGCGGGCGGGGGAGGUGAGGGGUGCCGGUGUGAGUGCAUGUGCCUGGCUGGGUGCAUACCCCGCACGGCGGCGGCGGCGGCGGCGGCGCCCGCACGCGGAGCGCUCCCCGGAGCCCGGCUAAUCCUCUCUCGGCUCUGGCUCCCGCGACCAUGUUCCAGUCCACGGCCAAGCGCGGCUUUACCAUCGAGUCCUUGGUGGCCAAGGACGGCGGCACCGGCGGGGGCAACGGCGGCGGGGGCGCGGGCUCCCACUCCUUGGCGGCGGCCGCCUCGGAGGAGCCGCUCCGGCCCACCGCCCUCAAUUACCCGCACCCCGGCGCGGCCGAGGCGGCCUUCGUGAGCGGCUUCCCCGCCGCCGCCGCCGCGGGUGCCGGCCGCUCGCUGUACGGCGGGCCCGAGCUCGUGUUCCCCGAGGCCAUGAGCCACCCGGCGCUGACCGUGCACCAGGCGCACCAGCUGGGCGCCUCCCCGCUGCAGCCCCCGCACUCCUUCUUCGGCGCCCAGCACCGGGACCCUCUGCACUUCUACCCCUGGGUGCUGCGGAACCGCUUCUUCGGCCACCGCUUCCAGGCCAGCGACGUGCCCCAGGACGGGCUGCUCCUGCACGGCCCCUUCGCGCGCAAGCCCAAGAGGAUCCGCACGGCCUUCUCGCCCUCGCAGCUGCUGCGCCUGGAGCGCGCCUUCGAGAAGAACCACUACGUGGUGGGCGCCGAGCGGAAGCAGCUGGCCGGCAGCCUCAGCCUCUCGGAGACGCAGGUGAAGGUGUGGUUCCAGAACCGGAGGACGAAGUACAAGCGGCAGAAGCUGGAGGAGGAGGGACCCGAGUCCGAGCAGAAGAAGAAGGGCUCCCACCACAUCAACCGGUGGCGCAUCGCCACCAAGCAGGCCAACGGGGAGGACAUCGAUGUCACCUCCAAUGACUAGGGUGGGCGGCCGCAGGCCCCUGAGAGCAGAGCGCUGCCAGGGCCCUCGGGGGGCCCCGCUGGACUCACCGCUCCCCGGCCCCUCUGCGGGGAAGCCUCAAGUCACAGCCCCACAGGACUUGGAGCCUGGGGCAACAUCGAGGACGGAGGGACAAGAAAUGGGCUGGCGGAGGCCUGGGACUGCUCGACCUUCUCCUCGGAGAGCCCGCCUGCCUGCCUGCCCAGGCAGGCCCACAGCCACCGCUGCCUCCCAGCUAUUCUCCGUCUCUUUUCGUUUUGAUGCAUUUCUGUUUUAAUUUAUUUUCCAGGCACCCACUGUAGUUCUUAGUGAUUCCCCUGUGUUUCCCUUCCCUGUGGGAACAAUAAAAGUCUCUCUCUUAAUGA
Messenger RNA from Pipistrellus kuhlii (Kuhl's pipistrelle), 1517 nucleotides. RefSeq names its product empty spiracles homeobox 1 (gene EMX1). Bases 361 to 1134 code for a protein of 257 amino acids. Gene Ontology annotation, biological process: brain development; neuron differentiation; central nervous system development. The record is from RefSeq and is a predicted model, not a curated record. The transcript has 3 exons. NCBI's taxonomy places the organism in Eukaryota, Metazoa, Chordata, Mammalia, Chiroptera, Vespertilionidae. Gene Ontology annotation, molecular function: DNA-binding transcription factor activity, RNA polymerase II-specific; DNA binding.